CAAGUAUUGUUUCAUAUAAGAACAAUCCUAAUCGCACCUGCUCGUCGAACGAUUGAACCAAGAAAAAUACUUCUCCAUACUGUUCGUGGUAAUCAGCAUCCAUGUCGUCGAGCCCGGAAGGAUACGUUCUGCAACAAGAGCAGCCUCGCCGCAGAUGGGUUUCCAAGCUGGAAUGCGAAGCCGAACCUGGGUUGACCAACAAGCAAUUGUUUCUUACCAACCAUGAUCUUAAGCCCGUCGAACCCGAGCGAAGGGAAUGGCACCACAAGAACUUUGUCUUCUUCUGGAUCGCCGACUCGUUCAAUAUCAAUACUUGGAUGAUUGCCGCCUCGUCGCUGGAAGUCGGACUCUCAUGGUGGCAGGCAUGGCUCUGUGUGUGGAUUGGCUACUCGAUUGCGGCCUUCUUCGUCGUCUUGACCGGCCGAAUCGGCGCGGAGUAUCACAUUAGUUUCCCUAUUGUCAACAGAGCCUCUUUCGGUAUCUGGGGCUCUCUGUGGCCCGUCUUGAACAGAGCGGUCAUGGCUUGCAUUUGGUACGGAGUCCAGGCAUGGAUCGGAGGUGAAUGCGUCUACCUCAUGAUCGCCAGUAUCUGGCCCUCAUUCGGCCAACGACCGACUUUGACCAGAUCCGUCGCCAUGGGAGCCACAGUUAACUACUUGAUCGCCUUUAUCCUCUUCUGGCUCGGCUCUCUGCCGUUUAUCUGGUUCCCAGUGCACAAGAUCCGUCAUCUGUUUACCGUUAAAUCUAUCGUGGCACCAAUAGGCGGCAUCGCGCUGUUCAUCUGGUCGAUUGUCCGAGCAGGAGGCGUAGGCCCCAUCGUGCGUCAGGGGUCGACCGCGUCCGGGUCUGCUCUUGCCUGGGGCAUUAUUGCUGGUAUUAUGAGCGCUGUGAGUAACUUUGCCACGCUCAUCGUCAACGCGCCCGACUUUACUCGUUUCGCUUCGAAACCUUCGGCGGCUUUGUGGCCUCAAGCAAUCACCAUACCCAUGGGAUUCGGGUUGACAUCCUUCAUUGGCAUCAUCGCUGGAUCAGCAUCGGCCGUCAUCUACCCCGAAAAGGGAGCGACUUGGAACCCCUUGGAGCUGCUCCGAGACUUCAUCACCAACGGCGAGCCCGGUGGUGUGGGUAGUUCCGGCGACCGCGCCGGCACGUUCUUCAUCGCCGCCGCCUUUGUCGUCGCACAGCUAGGCACCAACAUCGCCGCAAAUAGUAUCUCCGCAGGCACAGAUCUCACUGCUCUGCUUCCUCGCUUCAUUAACAUCCGGCGUGGUGGCUACAUUUGCGCCGUCAUCGGCAUCGCCAUCUGCCCUUGGCAGUUCCUCACCUCCGCAUCCAACUUCACCACCUACCUAUCCGCCUACUCUGUAUUUUUGUCCUCCAUCGCCGGCCCCAUGGUGAUCGACUACUAUUUCGUGCGCAAGGGCUACCUGGAGAUCCGCGACCUAUACAACGCCGAGCGCGACGGGACUUACUAUGGUGUAUUCGGCUUCCAAUGGCGCGGGUACGUCGCCUACAUCUGCGGCAUUGUCAUCAAUGUGGUCGGCUUCGCAGGCGCGGUCGGCACUGAUGUCCCCAUUGGCGCCACGUACAUCUAUAGGCUGAAUUUCUUCGCCGGGUUCAUUGUUAGCGGCAUCGUGUAUUACUUGUUGUGCAGACUCUUCCCGGUUCCCGGGCUGAGUCCGACAGGGAGCUGGUUUGAGGUCGGUGAUAGGGUGCGAAAUCCAAGCUUGGUUUAUGGUUCUGAGGUGAACGAUGUUGUGUUGCCCCAGACGGAUACUGAGCAAGGUGUGACGUACGGGGAGAAGAAAUGGUGGAAUCUCAAGUCCCAUUUCUGAGCAUGAUUGAACAUGAUCAUGCUCAAGUUGGUCCGUCAUUGGGGAUGUGGUGCAGCGAGUCAAUCACGGAUGUUGGACAAUCGAAACAGAACGGGGAAACAGUCGUGACAAGGAAAGGAGUCAUUGAUAUCGUCGGACCUAUACCCCGAGUAACUGGGAGGCCAGAUAUGGAACGGGGAAGGCGGAAGUGCUAUACUAUAUGCGGGAAUCCAAAAUUUUGGAUUACCGUGCUCGAACCAGCGCCUGACGCGGAUCACACAACGCCUGUCCUGUCCCAGUCUCCCGAGCAGGGAAUCGACCCGUGGCAGGAUUAACUAAGGCGUCAUUGAAUAAUACAGUUAC
Messenger RNA from Exophiala mesophila, 2177 nucleotides. RefSeq lists its product as uncharacterized. Gene Ontology annotation, cellular component: plasma membrane. Gene Ontology annotation, biological process: transmembrane transport; nucleobase transport. The coding region runs from base 102 to 1835 and encodes 577 amino acids. Gene Ontology annotation, molecular function: nucleobase transmembrane transporter activity. The transcript has 4 exons. The record is from RefSeq and is a predicted model, not a curated record. Lineage: Eukaryota; Fungi; Ascomycota; Eurotiomycetes; Chaetothyriales; Herpotrichiellaceae.